Messenger RNA from Pollicipes pollicipes, 462 nucleotides. Its product is annotated as ATP synthase subunit a-like. NCBI's taxonomy places the organism in Eukaryota, Metazoa, Arthropoda, Thecostraca, Pollicipedomorpha, Pollicipedidae. The transcript has a single exon. The coding region runs from base 1 to 462 and encodes 153 amino acids. The record is from RefSeq and is a predicted model, not a curated record.
AUGUUGCUUUUCCGGCUGGUGCUUGUGUUGCUCUUCCGGCUGGUGUUUGUGUUGCUCUUCCGGCUGGUGUUUGUGUUGCUCUUCCGGCUGGUGUUCAUGUUGCUCUUCCGGUUGGUGUUUGUGUUGCUCUUCCGGCUGGUGUUUGUGCUGCUCUUCCGGUUGGUGUUUGUGCUGCUCUUCCGGUUGGUGUUUGUUUUGCUCUUUCGGCUGGUGUUCGUGUUGCUGUUCCGGCUGGUGUUCGUGUUGCUGUUCCGGCUGGUGUUCGUGUUGCUCUUCCGGUUGGCGUUCGUGUUGCUGUUCCGGCUGGUGUUCGUGUUUCUGUUCCGGCUGGUGUUCGUGUUUCUGUUCCGGCUGGUGUUCGUGUUGCUCAUCCGGCUGAUGUUCGUGUUGCUCUUCCAGUUGGUGUUCGUGUUGCUCAUCCGGCUGGUGUUUGUGUUGCUCUUCCGGCUGGUGUUUGUGUAG